This is a messenger RNA of Teleopsis dalmanni, 6873 nucleotides long. Its product is annotated as neurogenic locus Notch protein-like. NCBI's taxonomy places the organism in Eukaryota, Metazoa, Arthropoda, Insecta, Diptera, Diopsidae. The record is from RefSeq and is a predicted model, not a curated record. The transcript has 4 exons. Gene Ontology annotation, molecular function: calcium ion binding; protein binding. Bases 93 to 6617 code for a protein of 2174 amino acids. Gene Ontology annotation, biological process: multicellular organism development; cell differentiation; regulation of developmental process. Gene Ontology annotation, cellular component: membrane.
AGGGAGUAGAUUGUUCUGAAGAUAUUGAUGAGUGUGAUCAGGGUUCACCCUGCGAACACAAUGGUGUAUGUGUUAAUACUCCAGGUUCAUUUAUGUGUAACUGUUCGCAAGGUUUCACUGGUCCACGAUGUGAAACCAACAUAAAUGAAUGUGAAUCACACCCGUGCCAAAAUGAAGGAAGUUGUUUAGAUGACCCAGGAACUUUUCGAUGUGUUUGUAUGCCUGGUUUCACUGGCACGCAAUGUGAAAUUGAUAUCAAUGAAUGUCAAUCCUCUCCCUGCUUAAAUGAUGGUAAUUGUCGUGACAUGAUUAACGGUUUUAAAUGUUCUUGUGCACUUGGUUUUACUGGACCACGUUGUCAAAUAAAUAUCGAUGAUUGUCAAUCUCAACCAUGUCGAAACAAUGGCAUUUGUCGUGACUCUAUUGCGGGAUAUACAUGCAAUUGUCCACCCGGCUAUACAGGACUAUCAUGUGAAAUAAAUAUCAAUGAUUGCGACUCUAAUCCAUGUCACCGUGGAAAAUGCAUCGAUGGAGACAAUUCUUUUGAAUGUGUUUGUGAUCCAGGUUAUACAGGCUAUCUUUGUCAAACUCAAAUAAAUGAAUGUGAAUCGAAUCCUUGUCAGUACGGUGGACAUUGCAUAGAUCGCAUAGGAUCGUAUAUAUGUCAGUGUUUGGCUGGUACAUCCGGUAAAAACUGUGAAAUAAAUGUAAAUGAAUGUCAUAGCAAUCCUUGCAACAAUGGAGCUACUUGUAUUGACGGGAUCAAUAUGUACACUUGUAACUGUGUUCCCGGAUUUACAGGAGUACAUUGCGAAAUUAAUAUAAAUGAAUGUGCUUCGAACCCGUGUGCUAACAGUGGCGUGUGUAUGGAUUUGGUAAACGGAUAUAAAUGCGAGUGUCCACGUGGCUUCUUUGAUCCAAGAUGUUUAAGUGAUGUUGAUGAGUGUGCAUCGAAUCCAUGCACAAACGAUGGAAGAUGUGAAGACGGCGUAAAUGAAUUUAUAUGUUAUUGUCCGCCUGGCUAUACUGGUAAGCGAUGCGAAAUUGAUAUUGACGAAUGUAGUUCAAACCCUUGCCAACAUGGUGGACUUUGUAUUGAUGAAUUAAACUACUUUAAGUGCCAAUGUAUGCCUGGUUAUACAGGAUAUAAGUGUGAAACUAACAUUGAUGACUGCGUUAAUAUGCCCUGUGCAAAUGGUGGCACCUGUAUUGAUAAAGUAAAUGGCUAUAAAUGUGUAUGUAAAGUUCCAUUUACAGGUUUGGAUUGCGAAUCGAAGCUUGAUCCUUGUUCCACAAAUAGGUGUCGCAAUGACGCAAAAUGUACACCAUCAACAAAUUUUUUGGAUUUUUCAUGCACUUGUAAAUUAGGUUAUACUGGUCGUUAUUGUGAUGAAGAUAUAGACGAAUGUAAGUUAUCUUCACCGUGUCGUAACGGAGCUACUUGUCGUAACGUGCCAGGCUCAUAUAAAUGUUUAUGUGCUAAAGGAUAUGAAGGCCGAGACUGUGCUAUCAAUACAGAUGAUUGUGCUUCAUUUCCCUGUCAAAAUGGUGGAACCUGUGUUGAUGGUAUUGGAGACUACUCUUGCCUAUGCGUUGAUGGAUUCGAUGGAAAACAUUGUGAAACAGACAUAAACGAAUGUUUAAGUAUGCCAUGUCAAAAUGGUGCAACAUGUCGACAAUAUGUGAAUUCAUACACUUGCACUUGUCCACUGGGAUUUUCUGGUAUUAAUUGUCAAACAAAUGACGAGGAUUGUACUGAGACAUCUUGCAUUAAUGGAGGAACUUGUGUAGAUGGAAUAAAUAGUUAUAAUUGUUCUUGCUUGACCGGAUAUAUGGGAUCGAAUUGUCAGUAUAAAAUUAAUAAAUGUGAUUCCCAACCGUGCAAAAAUGGAGCUACUUGCCAUGAAAAUGGGGAAGAAUAUACAUGUCAUUGCUCUUAUGGAUUUACUGGUAAACAAUGCACAGAGUAUGUGGAGUGGUGUCCUGAAACGCCUUGUGAAAAUGGUGCGACAUGUACUCAAAUAAAGAAUCAAUACAGUUGCAAAUGCAGUACUGGUUGGACAGGUAAACUCUGCGAUGUAGAAAUGGUUUCAUGUAAAGAUGCCGCUACUAGAAAAGGAAUAAGUCUUAAAUAUCUCUGUAAUAAUGGAACUUGUAAAGAAAUUGGAACAAUUCACCAUUGCAACUGUAAACAGGGUUUUACAGGAAGCUAUUGUCAAAAAGAGAUAAAUGAAUGCGAAUCUCAACCUUGUCAAAAUGGUGGAAGUUGUCGGGAUCUGAUAGGUACUUAUCAAUGUAUUUGUCGAAAAGGCUUCCAAGGCCAGAAUUGUGAACUUAAUAUUGAUGAUUGCUUGCCAAAUCCGUGCCAAAAUGGUGGUACUUGCCAUGACCUUGUUGAUUCGUUUCGAUGUUCGUGUCCUCCAGGGACUCUUGGUAUUAUUUGUGAUAUUAACCAGGACGAUUGUAUAUUUGGUGCAUGUCAUAACAAUGGUACUUGUAUUGAUCGCGUUGGGGGCUUUGAAUGUGCUUGUCCUCCAGGAUUUGUAGGGUCUCGAUGUGAAGGCGAUAUUAAUGAAUGUCUUUCAAAUCCAUGUUCAAACGCUGGGACAUUAGAUUGUGUACAAUUAGUGAACAAUUAUCACUGUAACUGCAAACCAGGUUACAUGGGACGACACUGUGAGAAUAAAGUUGAUUUUUGUGCUAAUUCUCCGUGUCAAAAUGGUGGCAUUUGUUCUACUAGACAAAGCGGUCAUCAUUGUCUCUGUUCGGAUGGCUUUUACGGAAAGAAUUGUGAACUCUCUGGCCAUGAUUGUAUAUCUAAUUCAUGCCAAUCGGGAAUUUGCGAAAUUGAUGAAAGCGAUGGAGAACAUCAUUGUGUAUGUCCUAAAGGAACAGCGGGAGUUCAUUGUGAAAUUGAUACAAUAGAUGAAUGCGCUCCAAAUCCAUGUUUGCAAGGAGCUGCUUGUGAUAACUUACUUGGUGAUUUUGAUUGUUUUUGUCCCACAAAAUGGAGGGGUAAGCGUUGCGAAAUUUUUGAUCCCAAUUAUAUGGGAUGGAUAUCUGACACGUCACGUGGAAAUUUAAACAAAUACACUAAAGAUCUUGAAUAUCAACGUGAAAUGUGCGUUAAGAGUAGUUGUGAGCAAAAAAAAGGAAACUUUAUAUGUGAUCCAGAAUGCAACACAUACGCUUGUAAUUUUGAUGGACACGAUUGUUCGCUUGGUAUCAAUCCUUGGGUGAAUUGUACCGCAACUAUAGAAUGUUGGCGAGUUUUUUUAGAUGGAAAUUGUAACGAAGAAUGUAAUAACGCUGCUUGUUUAUAUGAUGGUAGAGAUUGUGACAAAAAACUACAGCCAUGUAAUCCCAGUUUUGAUGGAUAUUGCCAAAAACACUAUGCUAAUGGGUUUUGUGAUUAUGGAUGCAAUAAUGCAGAAUGUAAUUGGGAUGGGCUAGAUUGUGAGACAGAAAAACCCAAUUUAGCGGAUGGUGCUAUUUCCGUUGUAAUGCUUAUGAGUAAAAAACAAUUUCAAGAAGCACAGGUUGAGUUUUUGCGAGAAAUGGGACAUGUUUUACGAACAACAGUUCGUGUAAAAAAAGACUCAAUGGGAAACGAUAUGAUAUUCAUUUGGAAAGGAACAACUCCAAUAACUGAUUUUGAAAACACCGAAUUUGGACGAAAACAUAAAAUUAUUUUCACGGAGCGGAAUGAUCAAAAUGGAAUUCAGAUAUAUUUAGAGAUUGAUAAUAGAAAAUGUAGAGACUGUUUUAAUCGUGCUACUGAAGCGGCAGAAUUUUUGGCAGCUACUGCUUCAAAGUAUACACUAUCAAGGAAAUUCCCCAUUUUUAGUGUACAAGGUGUGCAAAAUCCUGGAGAAGACGUCGAUGAAACACCCACCAAUGUUAAAUACGUAACAUUGGGUAUUGUUUUAGUCGUACUAGCAUUUGCACUAUUUGGAGUAUUAGUUACAACACAACGUAAGCGAGCACAUGGUGUUACUUGGUUUCCUGAAGGCUUUCGUGCACCUGCAAAUGCUAUCAAUCGGCAACGAAGACGUAGAGAUCAUAGUGGACAAGAAAUGCGAAAUUUGAAUAAAAACCAAUCAAUAGUUUGUAUGAGUAAUGAUGUCAAUAUGAAUUCGGGACAUAUAGGUCAUGCAGCGCAUUGGUCUGACGACGAAUCAGAUAUCCCUCAACCUAAAAGAACACGAAAUGAUAUCACCGGCUAUUCAAGUGAUCAUACAAUUGUAACAGAUUAUGAGGAAGCAGAUCCACGAGUUUGGUCUCAAGCACAUCUAGAUGUAGCGGAUGUUCGAUCCUCUAUUAUGACUCCUCCAGCACACCAGGAUGGUAAACAUGAUGUCGAUAUUCGUGGUCCUUGUGGUAUGACACCCUUAAUGGUGGCUGCAGUUCGUGGUGGUAGCAUUGACACUGGUGAUGACAUUGAAAAUUCCGAUGAUGCAACAGCUCAAGUAAUAUCUGAUUUACUAGCACAAGGAGCUGAACUAAACGCUACAAUGGAUAAAACGGGAGAAACUUCAUUACAUUUAGCAGCCAGAUAUGCACGAGCAGAUGCAGCUAAACGACUGUUAGAUGCUGGAGCAGAUGCAAAUUGCCAAGAUAAUACAGGACGUACGCCAUUACAUGCUGCUGUAGCAGCAGACGCAAUGGGUGUUUUCCAAAUAUUAUUACGUAAUCGAGCUACUAACUUAAAUGCUCGCAUGCAUGAUGGAACUACACCAUUAAUUUUAGCUGCUCGUCUUGCAAUUGAAGGAAUGGUUGAAGACUUAAUUACUGCCGAUGCAGAUAUAAAUGCAGCUGAUAAUUCUGGAAAAACUGCCCUACAUUGGGCAGCUGCUGUAAAUAAUACAGAAGCAGUAAAUAUUUUAUUAAUGCACCAUGCCAAUCGCGAUGCUCAAGACGAUAAAGACGAAACACCCAUUUUUCUUGCGGCUCGUGAAGGAUCAUAUGAAGCUUGUAAAGCUCUUUUAGACAACUUUGCAAAUCGGGAAAUAACUGAUCACAUGGAUCGCUUGCCACGUGAUGUUGCAUCUGAACGAUUACACCAUGAUAUAGUACGUCUAUUAGAUGAACAUAUUCCACGUUCUCCUCAAAUGAUAAUGACACCACAAACAUCAAUUGGGUCUCCUUCACAAAGUGGUCAACCUCAAAUGAUUACACAACCUACAGUGAUUACCACUGGUAAACAGUCAUCACAAGGACCUAAAAAUAAGGCAUCUAAAAAAUCUAAAAUUCUUGAAGGUAGUCCAGAUACUGGUAUGGAUACAGGUAGUUUACGACGAAAAACUAACUCAAAAAAGGGAAUGAACACAACUUCAAAAAAGGGAGUAAACGGACUUGUAGCAGCACAACUACUAAAUGGUUUAACUAGUGGUCACACGGGUUCGGGACUCCACAAUACAGUGGACAAACAAAUUUUAGAUGGUGGAAUAAAUUCUAUCGAGUCACCACCACCGACAGCACUAACAAAUUUAUCGAGUCCAUAUGACACAUCUUCAGUUUAUUCAAAUGCGAUAUCGGCUCCACAUCAUCAUAAAGAUCUUUUAAUUAAUAACAAAAAUAAACAACCUCCUAGCUACGAAGAUUGCAUUAAACAUGCACAAUCUAUUCAAUCGAUACCACAUCAGAAUAAUAUUGAUUUGAUAAAAAUGGAUAAUUAUGGAUUCUCCAUGAACGCUGCAUUUCAUGCCGAAAUUCUAGGUAAUCAGGGUGUUAAUCCGCUUUGUAUAACUGGUCGAAAUGUACUGGGAAAUAAUGAUCAGGCUUUAAGUCCACCAUAUUCCAAUCAAUCGCCACCACAUUCAGUACAAAGUAAUGUUGCCCUAUCACCACAAGCCUAUUUAGGUUCCCCUUCACCAGCAAAAACACGACCGAGCUUACCAACAUCUCCUACACACAUUCAAGCUAUGCGUCACGCUACGCAUCAAAAACAAUUUGGUAGUAAUUCAAGCAAUAUGCUUGCAAAUUGCGCAUUAACUAACACAAAUCCAUCUCUAUGCAAUGUAGCUACAACUUCUAAUAAUUUAUGUUUUCAAUCAAAUGGAAACCAAAAUAAUUCGCAACAAACUUCACCAAUUAGUUUAGGUAUAAUAUCACCAACUGGUAGCGACGUUGGUAUUUUGAUGUCUUCUCAGCAGCCGCAACAAUCAAUAAUGCAACAAUGUAACACAAAAAAUAAUGCAACUAUACAGCAAUUGGGCAAUAUUGAAUAUAAUUCAGCAGGACUGGAUAUUAAUAGUCUAUGUGGAUCUCCUGAUUCCUUUCAUUCUGGACAAAUAAAUCCACCCUCUAUUCAAAGUUCUUUGGCAGGGUCGUCACCUUCUUCAAAUAUCCUUUCACCAACUUCUCAAAAUAAUCAAUCAUUUUAUCAAUAUUUAACUCCGCCUAGCCAACAUUCUGGUAGUCAUACUCCUCAACAUUUGGUUCAGACACUUGAUAGUUACCCUACUCCUUCGCCAGAAUCACCAGGUCAUUGGUCGAGCUCAUCUCCGCGAUCUACAUCUGACUGGUCAGAAGGUGUUCAAUCUCCAGCAGCAAAUAAUAUAUACAUAUCUGGUGGACAUCAAGCCAACAAGGGGUCAGAAGCAAUAUAUAUAUGACAAUGAGUAGCAUUAUAAAUGUAAAUUUGUUUUCGCAUAAUUUUAAUUCAUUAAGAAAUUAAUUGUUUUUCAGUAACUGUAAAUUUAGCAUUGUAAUAACUUUUUUUUAUAUGUUCUCAACAUAAUAUCUGUAUUUUUAUAAAAGUUAAAGAUGUUAUAUUUUUAUAACUGACAUUGUGUGUAUAAUGACGUUAGGCUACGUUAUAAUUUCAAGAUAAUUAAGAAAUUUUAUUUAUAAUUUUCGCAAAUUCAUUUU